AUGAGCGGGGCGGGGGGCGGCGGGGGCAGCGCCGGGGGGCGGCGGGCGGCGGGCGGGCGGCGGCGGCGGGCCCUGCGCUCCCUGGGCAGCCUGGCCGGGCGGCUGCUCCGCACCUGGGCGCGCCUGGCCGGGGGUCGCGGGAGGCGCCGGGCCGCCCCGCAGGACGACGACGGCGGGUUCCGGGAGGGCGGCCCCGGGGCGGGGGGGGAGCGGCGGCGGCGGCGGCCCGGGGACGGGGCGGCGGCGGCGGCGGGGGGCGGCGGGGAGCGGCCGCCGGGCGCGCAGGGGCUGCGGAACCACGGGAACACCUGCUUCAUGAACGCGGUGGUGCAGUGCCUGAGCAACACGGCGCCGCUGGCCGAGUUCCUGGCGCUGGGCCGGUACCGCGCCCGCGGGGCCCGCGCCGAGGUCACCCACCGGCUGGCGGCGCUGGUCCGCGCCCUCUGGACCCGCGACUACACCCCGCAGCUCUCCGCGGAGUUCAAGAACAUCGUCUCCAAGCACAGCUCGCAGUUUCGGGGCAACGCGCAGCACGAUGCCCUCGAGUUCCUGCUCUGGCUGCUGGACCGCAUGCACGAGGACCUGGGCGCUGCCUCCCCGGCUCAGCAGGCCCGUGUUCCCGAGGAGCCUGGCGAGGACAGGAGCGGCAGUGCCGGCAGCUCCCCGUCGGCUGCCCAGCAUCCCCGCGGGCAGAGCUUCGUGCAGAGCCACUUCCAGGCGCAGUACAGGUCCUCCCUGACGUGCCCUCACUGCCUGAAGCAGAGCAACACUUUCGACCCCUUUCUGUGCAUCUCCCUGCCCAUCCCGCUGCGCCAGACCAGGGCUCUCAACGUCACCCUGGUGCUGCAGUGCGAGCAGCGGCGGUUCGUGCGGGUGGGGCUGGCCGUGCCCCUGCUGGGCACCGUGGCCGAGCUGCGGGAGAUGGUGGCGCGGGAGGGACGCAUCCCCCCGGAGCAGGUGAUCCUGGCCGAGGUGUCCCCGCGGGGCUUCCUGCGCUCGCUGGGUGACACGGAGGAGCUGGGUGCUGCUGGGGAGGGGGCUCCCCUCUACGCCUUCCAGCCCCCCCCCGCCCGCCACGCAGGGUGCCCCCGCAGCCUGCCAGCCUCCCCCGGGGCGGCCCAGCUGGAGGGGCAGCGCCCGCUGCCCGCUGCUGCCCGCUCCUCCGACUGCCUGCACCGCGGGGCGGGCGGCCGCAUCCUGCUGCUGCUCUGCAACACGGCGGGCGUCGGAGCCCAGCUCGCCAGGUUCGGGCCACCGCUGGUGCUGCGGGAGGAGCGGGGCGUCUCGUGGGAGCAGCUCCAGCAGAGCAUCCUGGCCCAGCUGCGGGCCCUGCUGCGGGGAGAGGUGCGGGCGCAGGGCGCGGGAGCCCUGUUCCGCAUCCGCCUGGCUGGGGGCUCGGCCCCCUGCGCCUACCUGUCCCCGCAGGACCCCCGCCCUCUCUGCCACCCCGCCAUCGACAGAGCGCUGCAGCUGAGCGGGGCGGGUGGCCCUCCCCACGUGAAGCUGACGGUGGAGUGGGACGUGAGCACCAAAGAGCGCCUUUUCGGCAACAUCCAGGAGGAGGUGGUGCAGGACGCGGAGAGCGUGCGGCUGCAGCAGCAAGCGCACCGGCAGCAGCACAGCUGCACGCUGGACGAGUGCUUCCAGCUCUACACCAAGGAGGAGCAGCUGGCCCCGGACGACGCCUGGCGCUGCCCGCACUGCAAGGUGCCCCAGCAGGGCACGGUGAAGCUGAGCCUCUGGACGCUGCCCGACAUCCUCAUCAUCCACCUCAAGCGCUUUCGCCAGGUGGCUGAGCACCGGCACAAACUCACCACGCUGGUGAGGUUCCCCCUGCGGGGUCUCGACAUGGCCCCCCACAUGGCGCAGCGGGGCCAGGCCGGCGGGCAGCUGUUGGGGCGCUGGGCGCCCUGGCAGCCCCCCCUCUGCCUGCCCCCGAGCUGCCCCCGUGACUACCUCUACGACCUGUACGCAGUCUGCAACCACCACGGCAGCAUGCAGGGCGGCCACUACACCGCCUACUGCUGCAACGCCCUGGACGGGCGCUGGUACAGCUACGACGACAGCCGGGUGGAGGGGGUGCAGGAGGCGGAGGUGAGCACCCGCAGCGCCUACAUCCUCUUCUACCAGCGCCGCAACGCCGUGCCCGCGUGGUCGGCCGGCAGCUCCGUCAGGGGCUCCGCCGCCUCCUCGCUCUCGGAUCACUGGCUGGCUCGCCUGGGUGGCAGCACGCGGGACGCCACGGCCACGCGGGACACCACGGCCACGCGGGACACCACGGCCACGCGGGACGCCACGGCCACGCGGGACGCCACGGCCACGCGGGACACCACGGCCACGCGGGACGCCACGGCCACGCGGGACACCACGGCCACGCGUCCCUCGGCCGCCCCGACCCCCCCACCUGGCACCCCCGAUGCCACCACCGCCCUGGAGAAAGGUGGCUUUGAGGCCAGACCCUUGGUGCGGGGUGUCCAGGGCCGCAGCCUCAGCGUCAAGCUCUCGCCCGCCGGCGGCCCCCCCAGGGCUGUGCCCCCGCGCUGGUCCUUCACCAGCAAGGAGCGGGGUCGGCCGGGGGUCCCGGGGGAGCUGGUGGCCUACCUGGAGUCAGGGCGCCGGCCCCGCUGCACCCGCCGCUCCCUCCUGCCGCUCAGCGGGAGUGGGAAGAGUGGCCCCGGCACCCCCCCGUCCCCCAGCCCUGCACCAGCCGGCCCCCCAGAACAUCACGGCAUGGGGCAGGAGGAGCCGGGCACACCCCGAGCCCCCCGCCGGCCCCUCCGUGUGCCCCUGCUGCGGCGAGCUGCCAGCGCUGGGGCCGAGGGGUCCCUGCGCCUGCCCCCCAAAAGCCAGAGCAGGCCGGCGCAGAGCGGGGAGGGGACGGGGGGGCUUCGCCGGCCCAGGCUGCCGCAGCCGGAGGGGGAUGCGAGUGUCCCCCCGGCACGGCUGACCCCCAGCCCCGCGGUCAUGGCACGCUCGCAGAGCUCAGCCAGCCUGCCCCCCCGCCCCGAGGGCAGCCUGCGGCGCUCGGCCUCGCUGGGAAGGGGUGCAGGGGGUCCCCCCCUGCCCACCCGGGGUCCCCCCCUGCCCGCCCGGGGUCCCCCCACGGCCACGCUGCAGCGGGGACGGCAGCCCACGGGCUCGCUGUGCCGCCCGGCCGUGCCCGAGUCCAGCUUCUGAGCCAUGGCCGGUGGGCAUCCCCGCGGGGGCACCCCAAACUGGGUGCUGUCCCAGACUGAGGGCUCCUGAACCAUGGGUUCCCAAGCAAGGGCACCGCAAAGCAGGGUCACGCUGAACCAGGAACAUCCCAACCUGGGGGUUCCCGGACCAGGGCAUCCCCAAACGGGAGGUAUUCAGGUAUCCCAAAGCUGGGUCAUCCCAGAACAGAGACACCCAACCCAGGGGCAUCCCAAACUGGGGGUGUCCCAACCCAGGGGCAUCCCAAACUGGGGGUGUCCCAACCCAGGGACAUUCCAAACUGGGGGUGUCCCAACCCAGGGACAUUCCAAACUGGGGGUGUCCCAACCCAGGGGCAUCCCAAACUGGGGGUGUCCCAACCCAGGGGCAUCCCAAACUGGGGUCUCCCCACCCAGGGGCAUCCCAAACUGGGGGGCAUCCCAACCCAGGGGCAUCCCAAACUGGGGGUGUCCCAACCCAGGGGCAUCCCAAACUGGGGGCGUCCCAACCCAGGGACAUCCCAAACUGGGGGCGUCCCAACACAGGGACAUCCCAAACUGGGGGGCAUCCCAACCCAGGGACAUUCCAAACUGGGGGUGUCCCAACCCAGGGGCAUCCCAAACUGGGGGCGUCCCAACCCAGGGGCAUCCCAAACUGGGGGUCUCCCAACCCAGGGACAUUCCAAACUGGGGGGCAUCCCAACCCAGGGGCAAUCCUAAACUGGGGGUGUCCCAACCCAGGGACAUCCCAAACUGGGGGCGUGCCAAACCGGGAGCACCCUGCACCAGAGGCUCCUAAAUCAGGGCAUCCCAACCCAGCGACAUUCCAAACUGGGGUCAUCCCAAACUGGUGUCUCUGAAACCAGGGGCAUCCCAACCCAGGGCCAUCCUGAACGGGGGGCAUCGCCCGCUCCCCUCCCCAUGCCCCCUCCCAGGGAGCGGGCGGGCACGGGCUCCCCAGCUCCGCCAGCCCUGGGACGUGAGAGUAUUUAUUGUACCGGGAGAGUUUUAUUCAGAGACGCUUUUUGUUUUCUAAAAGGCGACUAUUUUGGGGGGGCAGGCGGGCCCCCCCCCACCAAGGUCUAUGCAAUACGCGAUUCAUCCAGCCAGCUUUUGUACGCGGGGCUGCGGCCCCCCACCGCCGGCGGUUUCUAUUAAAGACACGUGAAAGGA
Phalacrocorax carbo (great cormorant) is the source of this 4346-nucleotide messenger RNA. The record is from RefSeq and is a predicted model, not a curated record. Lineage: Eukaryota; Metazoa; Chordata; Aves; Suliformes; Phalacrocoracidae.